This is a messenger RNA of Ilex paraguariensis (yerba mate), 759 nucleotides long. The record is from the annotation of a GenBank genome assembly. Lineage: Eukaryota; Viridiplantae; Streptophyta; Magnoliopsida; Aquifoliales; Aquifoliaceae.
AUGACAAUAAUCAUUAACUGGAAUUUACUCUGCAACGCAGUCUACGGAUUUACACACUUUGUGCAAAAUAGCAUAUCUAGAUUGCCUGUUGAAAAUGAAUUACCUGAAAAGAUUGAAAGACUUGUAAGAUGUGAGGCUUCUGCAUAUCAGAAGCUUUUGAUGAGGAGGGUAGAAGACAACCUUGGUGCGAUUGGAACCUCAAAGGUGCGGUCCGUGCACAAUUCUGUUAUGGAGCUACGUAAUAUAUGCAAUCAUCCUUAUCUGAGCCAGCUUCAUGUUGAGGAGGUACAUGGUCUAAUUCCUAAGCAUUACCUGCCGAAUAUUGUGAGACUUUGUGGGAAGCUUGAGAUGUUGGAUCGAUUACUGCCCAAGCUAAAAGCAACAGAUCAUCGGGUUCUUCUAUUUUCAACAAUGACUAGGCUGCUUGAUGUUAUGGAAGAUUAUCUCCACUGGAAACAGUACAGGUAUCUUCGCUUAGAUGGCCAUACAGCUGGUGGUGAACGGGGAGCCCUUAUUGAGAAAUUCAAUGAACCUGGUUCUCCAUUUUUUAUAUUUCUGCUCAGCAUCCGGGCUGGAGGAGUCGGAGUGAAUCUUCAAGCCGCUGAUACUGUUGAUCUGCAAGCACAGGCAAGGGCUCAUCGGAUUGGCCAAAAGAAGGAUGUUCUUGUUCUUCGAUUAGAAACGGUGAGUACUACGGUCUUGGACAGAUAUAUUUCUGAAUUAUUUGUUCUGAACCUGAAAAACUUGGGUUGCAAUUGA